Molecule: messenger RNA, 1477 nt
Organism: Spizellomyces punctatus DAOM BR117
Lineage: Eukaryota; Fungi; Chytridiomycota; Chytridiomycetes; Spizellomycetales; Spizellomycetaceae
Product: Grx4 family monothiol glutaredoxin
Exons: 10
Coding region: 337-1335 (332 amino acids)
Molecular function (GO): 2 iron, 2 sulfur cluster binding
Source: RefSeq, a predicted model, not a curated record
GUCCUCAGCCUCGGAUCAAUCAUGCUUCUCAUCAUUGCUUGAGAGCUGAGGACGCGGAGAGUCGCUGGGACAAAACAGCAAGAGGGGGGAGAGGGGAAGAAGGCGGUAUACAUAGAAAAGCGAGUGCAACUGCAGCCAGGCAUCAGAUGGCCGCAAGCGGACCCGUUUUCUAAAGAAGACCUCACAUUUGUGUUUUCCUACACACUACGUAUCUUGAGGCUCCGCUUAGUCAGCCUCGCGAUUGCCUUGUUGCCAUGGGACGACAGAUGACGAUCACUUUACCACUGACAAAUCUAUCUCAAUAACCCUAAGCAACAUUCUGCGACGCUGAGAGCAAUGUCGAAGCAUAACGUCAACGAGGUAACGUCCGACGAACAUUUCCAGCAGCUACUGAAGGACCGAUCUGUGGUGGCCCUCAACUUCUGGGCAUCAUGGAAUGAACCUUGUAAAGAUAUGAACGAGGUGUUUGAGGAGUUAUCUAGGAAGUAUCCUGCUGUGCAAUUUGUCCAGCUGGAAGCAGAGAAUUAUCCCGACAUAUCUGAACACUACGAAAUCGCAGCCGUACCAACCUUCAUAAUACUCAAAGAUGGCAAAACCGUCAACAGAGUUGAAGGCGCAAACGCCCCUGCUCUGACCUCAGGAAUUGAGAAAUUUGCCAAAGUUGCAGCCGCCGCUGCUACCUCGGCCUCAGUCUCAUCGGCGCUCCCUGUUGAACGAAAGAAGGAUUUGCAGUCUCGGUUGAAGGAGCUUGUCAGUUCACACCCGGUCAUGAUAUUUAUCAAGGGAACCCCGCAACAGCCUCGAUGCGGUUUCUCGCGGCAGUCUGUUGAACUUCUCUCUGAGGUGGGCGUCAAGUACGGGUCGUUCAACAUUUUAGCAGAUGAGGAAGUGCGCCAAGGACUGAAGGAGUACAGUAAUUGGCCAACUUUCCCACAAAUAUAUGUAAAUGGCGAGUUGAUCGGUGGAUUGGAUAUUUUAAAGGAAAUGAUUGAGUCUGGUGAAUUUCAAAAACUGGUUCCCGCUGAAGAGGAUCUCGAAUCACGAUUAAAGAAACUUAUCAACCAAGCCCCGGUCAUGCUAUUCAUGAAGGGUUCACCCGACACACCUAGAUGUGGAUUCUCGCGACAGAUAACACAAUUGUUGAAGGAUCAAGGUAUUGACUACCAGACUUUUGACAUAUUGGAAGAUGAAGAAGUCCGGCAAGGGUUGAAGACAUUUUCGUCGUGGCCAACCUAUCCUCAACUCUAUGUUAACGGGGAGUUAGUCGGCGGUCUGGAUAUCGUGAAGGAAAUGGUGGAGUCUGGGGAUUUGAAGGCGAUGCUGACUUCCGCAUAAUUUGAUAGAGAAUGUUAACAUUAUUGUAGAGUGGAUAUAGUUUGGCGUGUGGUGUACUGAGGUUGAAAUAAUGCAUCGCCGUCUUCCUCAUUUCUAAUUAAGUAGCAUAUGUACAAAGAUAUUUAUGAAAGUGACAGCAGGU